Molecule: messenger RNA, 711 nt
Organism: Guillardia theta CCMP2712
Lineage: Eukaryota; Cryptophyceae; Pyrenomonadales; Geminigeraceae
Exons: 3
Coding region: 14-484 (156 amino acids)
Source: RefSeq, a predicted model, not a curated record
CAGCAGUUGAACCAUGUCCUGCCGGGCUUGCGGGGCAGCAGAGGCGAAGAAGCGAUGCGGACGAUGCCGAGCAGUUGCAUAUUGCUCGAAGGAAUGCCAGAGGCUGCACUGGAAAUCUCACAGAGCUGUUUGCGACUUUCUCGCUGCUCCUGUUCCUGACGACCUUGAGCGCGAGAAUGAGCACUCCAACGUUGUCGAGCAUGAAGAAGAAUCGAACAUGGCGUUGACGAGCUCAUUGCCAAGCACGAGUGCGGCGAGAACAAAGAAGUCGGUAGCUUGCAGGACUUGCAAGGGAGAGGGCAAAGUUUCCCGAGAGAAACCAAACUUGCUGCCAUUCCCGAGGCUCGAGAGCCGCACAGCUUCUUUCGUACUACGUGAACUGACCUGCCCUGACUGCGGUGACGUUGCUUGUCGACCAUGUCUUGCAAGCGUGACACACAGUAGAUGGUUUUGGUACUACUGUGGCCAAUGCAAACUUGUAUGAAUCGCACUCGCAAAUGCCAAGUGAAAGUAAUUCUCAACUGCCUUGCUAUCGGUAAGCUUGUUGGCGCACUAUCGGCCAUGAUUUAUGUUUCUCGUUUUUAAUGUCUUGUGCAGUUGUCAGGCACCCGAUAGAGAAUGUUGUACAUGUAGCUUGCCGUCAUCGUAACGUGAAUGUUCUAACGUAAUUCUUCAUUCUGAUUCUGUAAAUAAACGAUAGAUUUUGCGCCA